Molecule: messenger RNA, 846 nt
Organism: Acanthosepion pharaonis
Lineage: Eukaryota; Metazoa; Mollusca; Cephalopoda; Sepiida; Sepiidae
Source: the annotation of a GenBank genome assembly
AUGCGGAUCAAUCUUUUUGUAACUUCUUGCCCACACAGCUGCGUACAACCGGAGUCCGCAAGUCGAUACCGAGACCGCUGCAAGCCCAUUGCUUUACCCUCUUUGACGUUUUACUGUUUUGGUUGCCACCUAAAAAGGAGGAAACUUUUGGGGCGGCGCACGGCAGCUGUCUCCGCUGCUAGAGCAGCGAGGGCGAGUGAAACCCCUGAACAGACUUCUUUGCGUCUUUCACGGAUGGCCUCGAGGUCAGCUUCUCGCUUAUCUACGGAAAACGACGGUGCGCAGACUGAAAGGUUGGCUUCAGCGGCUUCAACCAUGUCCGCACGUUGCGCCAGGCUUUCAGUUGAAGAACGUUCAUUUCAGAAUUCACAGGACGCAGUCCGCGUGGCUAGGGUUGAGGGCUUCACAGUCCCCAGCACAGAAAACCCUUCGUCAUUUGCGGGAUCCCACCGCCAAAGCUUGCUCCAGGGGUUUAGAAAUACUAGGGCUUCAGUCGCCUCUAGAGCUUCGGAACAACCCCAAGAAACCGCUCAUCGUCGCUUUAGAAAUGCCCAAUCCACCGCGUCUGCCAGAGCCUUAGAAAGCCCUGCACAGACUACUGUUCGUCGCGUUAGAAAUGCCCGCUCCACUGAAUCUGCUAGAGCCCUAGAAAGCCCUGCACGGACCACUGUUCGCCGUGUUAGAAAUGCCCGCUCUACUGCGCCUGCCAGAGUCCUAGAAUGCCCUGGACAAACCACUGUUCGUCGCGUUAGAAAUGCCCGCUCUACUGCAUCUGCCAGGGCUGCAGAAAACUCUGAAGUAUGCCGUCAACGGCUCGAAAACAUUAGUAACUUCGAGCUUCUUUGA